This is a messenger RNA of Penicillium robsamsonii, 1767 nucleotides long. Its product is annotated as GMC family oxidoreductase. The record is from RefSeq and is a predicted model, not a curated record. The transcript is spliced from 3 exons. The coding region runs from base 1 to 1767 and encodes 588 amino acids. Gene Ontology annotation, molecular function: flavin adenine dinucleotide binding; oxidoreductase activity, acting on CH-OH group of donors. Lineage: Eukaryota; Fungi; Ascomycota; Eurotiomycetes; Eurotiales; Aspergillaceae.
AUGUGGCCGUUUUCAACAUACCCAGAGAAUACAGCUGGUGAUAUAGCUGGAAAGACGUUCGACUACAUCAUUGUCGGUGGCGGUACAGCUGGAUGCCUGAUUGCGCACCGCCUUUCCGCCUCCCCAAACGUCUCAGUUCUAGUUUUGGACAAGGGUCGCGUCAACGCUGGGAUUCUCUCGCGGAUCCCACUACUUGGCAUCCUGCAGAGCGGGGUCGUCCGCUACCAUGCCGAACCCAACGCACACUUCCGCGGGCGGCAUGUGCAACUUCUAGCUGGCGAAAUGCUGGGUGGUACCAGUCGCGCCCACUCCAUGAUAUGGAGUCCCGGCGGUCGCCCCGAAUUCGACGGCUGGGCGCGUGAGCUGGGGUUGGAUGAAUGGAGCUGGGAGAAGGUAGCGCCAGCUUUUGAGCGGGUCGAGAAGGCGAUUCAACGCAAAGGGGCGGGCGAUCUUGGGUUUAUGCCGUAUGUAGAUCUGGCGAUGGAAAGAGUAGGACUGGGUGAUGGAGGGGGGAAACGAGGCACCCAGAGAUAUACCCGCAGCGAGGUCUCGGUUGAUGCAGAUGGGCACAGAGUCUCAGCGUUGACCGCGUGGCUAAAUAACUCGGUUGUGAAUGAGAGGAAGGGGCGACUGACGGUUUGUACAGGCGUGACAGCGACCAAGCUCGAGUUUUCGGAUGACGGAACGACGGUUACAGGCGUAUGGAUUAAUUCUGGAGGGGUUGCAGACAUUUUGGUCGAAGCUCAUCAGGAGGUAAUUCUUUGUAGCGGCGUAUUCGGCACGCCCCAGCUGCUAAUGAAAAGUGGCAUCGGCACCAAAGAACAUUUAUCCGCUCAUAAAAUUCCUGUGGUGCAUGAUCUCCCUGCAGUGGGUGCGCAUUUGACCACCCACAUCCUUGUACCAGUCAUGACAGAGCUCCCACUCAAGCACACGCUGCAUAUUAUUCAGACGGUGGCUAUCUUAUGGCAGUUUUUGCUAUGGCUAUUCCUCGGCACUGGAGUACUUGCAUCUAACGGUCAAUGGGGCGCCGCGUUUUUGCACUCGGAUUCACUCAACGAGACAACAAUGACAGUAGUCCCACCCGAAGACGGCGAUAAGGAAGUGACAGACCUCGAAAUAUUGAUUGCCCCACUUAGCACACUGAUCGAGCACGGUGUCCCCGGAGUACCCUGCAUGACAUGGUACGCGGCUCUUGUGCAGCCUCACACUACAGGCAGCGUCGAGCUUUCAUCUAGCGCUGAUGUGACAGCGCCCCUCAAGAUUACGCUCCCAUUGCUGAUCGACGCCCGCGACAGCGCGCGGCUGCGGAAGGCGGUGCGCUUCGCUAUGCGGUUGGCGGACGAGUUUGCGGGGCCGGAGGUUGGGUAUCCAUACCCAGCACCAUUGACUAUGGCUCCCGGGAUGGGUUUGGAAUACUUAGAUGGUCUUAUGGACAAGAACAAGAGCAAGAGUGACAAGAAAAGGCUUACAAAGGCGUUGCCACCACAGAGGGACGCUUGGAGAAUUGUGACUGAUACGGAAAUCGAUGAGUAUAUAAAGAGGCUGGUGACAGGAAGCUAUGAUCCUGCUGGCACGUGCCGGAUGAGUCUUACAAAGGAGGAGGGUGUAGUGGAUCAGAGCCUGAAGGUAUUUGGAGUGCGCAACUUGCGAAUUGCAGACGCAAGUGUGCUUCCCCGAUGUGGGGGUGCCUCGAUUUCGGGGUCCAUUUAUAUGAUUGGGGAGCGGUGCGCUGAGUUUGUCAUGCAGCAGGAUAAUUUUCCUUCCUAG